GUCGAUACGUGGCCGCCGCCUGUCCCCGCCGAGGAGGCGCAGCAGCCGGAGAUGGCGGCGGUGCUGAACGCAGAGCGACUCGAGGUCUCGGUCGACGGCCUCACGCUGAGCCCGGACCCGGAGGAGCGGCCCGGCGCGGAGGGCGCCCCGUUGCUGCCGCCGCCGCUGCCGCCGCCGUCUCCCCCCGGGGCGGGCCGGGGGCCGGGCGCCGCAGGGCAGCAGCCGGAGCCCGGGGAGGCGGCGGCCGGGGGCGCGGCGGAGGAGGCGCGGCGGCUGGAGCAGCGCUGGGGCUUCGGCCUGGAGGAGCUGUACGGCCUGGCGCUGCGCUUCUUCAAAGAAAAAGAUGGCAAAGCCUUUCAUCCAACUUAUGAAGAAAAACUGAAGCUGGUGGCACUGCAUAAGCAGGUUCUUAUGGGCCCAUAUAAUCCAGACACUUGUCCUGAGGUUGGAUUCUUUGAUGUGUUGGGGAAUGACAGGAGGAGAGAAUGGGCAGCCCUGGGAAACACGACCAAAGAGGACGCCAUGGUGGAGUUUGUGAAGCUCCUCAACAGGUGUUGCCGUCUCUUUGCCACGUAUGUCGCUUCCCACAAGAUCGAGAAGGAGGAGCAAGAAAAGAAAAGGAAGGAGGAGGAGGAGCGCAGGCGGCGUGAGGAAGAAGAGCGAGAGCGAGUGCAGAGGGAGGAGGAGAAGCGCAGGAGAGAGGAGGAGGAGCGGCUACGGCGGGAGGAGGAGGAGCGGCGGCGGCUGGAGGAGGAGCGGCUGCGGCUGGAGCAGCAGAAGCAGCAGAUCAUGGCGGCGCUGAACUCGCAGACGGCCGUGCAGUUCCAGCAGUACGCGGCGCAGCAGUACCCGGGCAGCUCGGAGCAGCAGCAGCGCCUGGUCCGCCAGCUGCAGGAGCAGCACUACCAGCAGUACAUGCAGCAGCUGUACCAGGUGCAGCUCGCCCAGCAGCAGGCGGCGCUCCAGAAGCAGCAGGAAGUAGCAGUUGGGGGGGCUGCUUUGCCUGCAUCAUCGAAGGUGAACGCAGCUGUGCCGGGUGAUAGGACGUCAGUUAACGGACAGGCCAAAACCCACACGGACAACUCUGAGAAAGACCUCGAACCCGAAGCCGCAGAAGAAGCCGUGGAGAAUGGACCAAAAGAAUCUCUUCCAGUAAUAGCAGCUCCGUCCAUGUGGACACGACCCCAGAUCAAAGACUUUAAGGAGAAGAUCCGGCAGGACGCAGACUCCGUGAUUACAGUGGGCCGAGGAGAAGUGGUCACCGUGCGAGUCCCCACCCACGAAGAGGGAUCGUAUCUCUUUUGGGAAUUUGCGACAGACAAUUAUGACAUUGGAUUUGGGGUGUACUUUGAAUGGACAGACUCUCCAAACACUGCUGUCAGCGUGCACGUCAGCGAGUCCAGUGAUGAUGACGAGGAGGAGGAAGAGAACGUCAGUAGCGAAGAGAAAGCCAAAAAGAACGCCGCCAAGCCUCUGCUGGACGAGAUCGUGCCUGUGUACCGGCGGGACUGUCACGAGGAGGUGUACGCCGGCAGCCACCAGUACCCAGGGAGGGGCGUCUACCUCCUCAAGUUCGACAACUCCUACUCUUUGUGGAGGUCAAAGUCAGUCUACUACAGAGUCUAUUAUACCAGAUAAAGACGUGGCCGAGGCUGGCGUGCAGGGUUGGGCAGGAGACGGCAUUUAGUUCUGAGUUUCUUUUGACUUUUGUGGAGCGUUGCGGUCAGUGUUUCCCCUUUUGAUUUUGGUCUGAUGGCUCAUGAACUCUCGUUGGGACUCAGGGGGUCCUUGAGACUCUUUAGCAUUAAUCCUCUGGGCUUAGAGGGAGUCCCUGGGCCCGUCCGGCCCUCGGGUGCUGCCUGGCAGAGUCGCUGGCGGAUGCGGAAGUUAUGGGAGCUGCGUGUUAAAUCUUUAAGGUCUCCGAAAUAAAACCUCCCCACGUUGACCCCAUCUGGCUGCCGGUGAGUCCAUUGCUGCCUCCUUCGUGUGGUUACGGGAGCCCGUAGUCACGGUGACCUCCGAUUGGAAGUCCUUGUGUUCCCAGUCUGCCCGAGGUGCAGCUGACUUCGACGAAGGUCAUCGUUUUGAGAUGAAGGUCAUCGUUUUGAAAACGUACAAACUCCAGACCUCACAGGUUAUAGUAGAAAAGUUGCCUCAGUUCGAUUUUGUUCUGAACGACCCAGAUUGUUUUUGCUUUGAGUACAGCUGUCUAGGUCAGAGCCCUGUUACAGAGAACUACUUCCCCAGAUAAUCUUAAGAACAUUCCAGGCUGAUUGGUAAUUGAACUCUCACAACACCUAGAACAGCUCGGCGGUCCAUGUGGUUAGCAAGCCUCUGCAAGCUCGGGCUCCUUUCUCUUCCUCCGGGACCCCCCUGCCAGUGCCACGGCCAAGUUAAUUCACUCUGCCUCGAUUUGGCUUUAUAGAGUAUCUCCAAUUGAACCUGUUUUCCACACAAGCAUACAGUUAGGGGGUUUUGUCAACUCAAAUUGGCACCUGCUGAACUAAAAUCUAUAAAAUUGCUUCAGUAUAAUUGAGCGUGUGGGGAAUCCCUUUCCACUACAUGGAAAUCACUGCCAGAGACAGCCCAUUGUCUUCUCCUGUGUUCGUGCUUAGGCAUGGACCCUUUGCAGGUCUGGUUUGCACUUGUUCACUGGAGAGAAUUGGAAAAGCAGAUGCCCGAGCUGAGAUCGUUGCACAGCUUUAAUCUGCAUUAUGUCUUUAUAGAUGGGAAGAGGCACGUCUUUGUUUUCCUUACUGAGAACAGAUACGGCCUCAAAUUUGUAGGAGCGAUUGAGUAGCAUAGAGAGAGUCCUGUUUUCAGAAGGGAGCGUGGUAUCCAUAGAACGUGGCAAAGACAGCAAUACGAAAACAGUACUGGAUGUUGUUACUGAAAGACUUAGAAUUUUAAAACUUCAAGUCCUAAAUCACUUCUUGCAGGAGGGUCCCCAUCGAUUCAGCUGCUUCCUGUACAGUUCACAGCACCGAGGGCCCGGUCGUUGUCUGUGCAUUUCUUUCUGGUUUUUAAUACCUGGUUUUGUACGUACCUAACUCUCUCCUCUUUUGGUUAUUCAGGAACUGGAUCGUUUUCUCCUCUGAGUAGAGCGUAAUUUGUGUUCUUUAAUUUGGAUUCACUAGUCGCAGCCCGGAGGCGUCCACGCUGUUCUGUUGCGAACACGUUCAGGCUGCCCAUCCGCACUCAUGUAUAUACGGUAGCGGAGCCGUGGGGUUAGGCCCUUCUUGGCUUUUUUUUUUUAAUGGAAAAUACUGUAUUUAAAAUGUAAAAUAAACUUUUAAAAAGCAGGCACUAAUAUAUAUUUCUUCCAGCCUUUUGAUUACAGUUUUGUUCUUGCAUAUGUUAAGGUGACUUACCUUCUGCAAAAACAUCGUUCUCGGGAACCGCAGGGACCACCUCACAUAGCAGUGGCUCCUGUCGUGCGCUCGCGUCAGAGCAGUUUGGGUUUUAAACUUUUCUAUUGCCUCUGGCUGUUGAUUAGUACAGUACACGUGCGAUUUCAAAAAGAUCUUGAAAAUAAUAUAUUUAAUCAAUUAAAAUGUUUCUCUGUAA
Molecule: messenger RNA, 3567 nt
Organism: Hyaena hyaena (striped hyena)
Lineage: Eukaryota; Metazoa; Chordata; Mammalia; Carnivora; Hyaenidae
Gene: ACBD3
Product: acyl-CoA binding domain containing 3
Exons: 8
Coding region: 52-1638 (528 amino acids)
Cellular component (GO): Golgi membrane
Molecular function (GO): fatty-acyl-CoA binding
Source: RefSeq, a predicted model, not a curated record